Stereum hirsutum FP-91666 SS1 is the source of this 881-nucleotide messenger RNA. Its product is annotated as translational machinery component. NCBI's taxonomy places the organism in Eukaryota, Fungi, Basidiomycota, Agaricomycetes, Russulales, Stereaceae. The transcript has 2 exons. Gene Ontology annotation, molecular function: small ribosomal subunit rRNA binding; structural constituent of ribosome; mRNA 5'-UTR binding. Gene Ontology annotation, biological process: ribosomal small subunit assembly; maturation of SSU-rRNA from tricistronic rRNA transcript (SSU-rRNA, 5.8S rRNA, LSU-rRNA); translation. The coding region runs from base 50 to 742 and encodes 230 amino acids. Gene Ontology annotation, cellular component: ribosome; mitochondrial small ribosomal subunit. The record is from RefSeq and is a predicted model, not a curated record.
CGCUCAGUACUCACCCUUUCACUCAAUUCACACCAAAAAGCGGUGGGCCAUGUCGUUGUUUGCUCUGCGGGCGUCGGCUCGCACUAUCACACCAAGGACGACGACGCGUCGGAUGCUUUCGACUUCGCUGUACCGACGACAGGAAACACCCGCGUACCCUUCUUCCUCGACUUCUACAUCCACGUCUACCUCUACACUUCCACCACCAGCACCGACCCCACCCUUUGCCUUUCAUUUAGCAACAGCAACAGGCGCUUUACCGGCCUCGGACGCAGGACCGCCAGAAGCCCCUCCUGGCGCGAUACCCAUCAAUCCCCUCGCCCAGUCCUCCGGCUCUACCUCUCUCAGCGCACAAGCGACCAAUGUGGUCCAACACCGUCUGUACGUCAAAAGCGGGCCUAACAACACGCAGAUUGUGAUCACGAACGAGCGGGGCAAUCCGAUUUCGAAGUCGGGUUGGUCGGGGGGCUCGGUCGGGUUCAAGGGCUCGAAGAAGGGGGACUACGAGGCGGGGUAUCAGUGUGUUGUGAGGGCGUUCAAGAGGCUGGAGGAUUUGCAGAUUAAGAUACCGACCCUGAAGGUCGAGAUUUUGUUCAAGGGGUUCGGAGACGGGAGGGACGCGGUGUAUAAUGCGUUGAUGACGAGUGAGGGGGAGAUGGUGAGGCCGAUGGUGAAUAGGCUGACGGACCAGACGCCGAUUAAGAUUGGUGGAACGAGGGCGAAGAAGACGAGGCGAUUGUGAAGGGGUGUGGUGUCUUUUCCUCUGACUCGUUCUGCGUUCUAUGUUUAUUUGCAUUUUAGUGGCCGUCAUAUUCAUCCCUUGCUUUGCUUCUUGUAUGGUGCUUCGUUCACCGUGCCUUCGAAAUCUUAAGCCUGAUUCA